AGGCUCAAACCACCUGUGUGGCAGUGGAGCUCUCGCAAAUUUCAGCGUGUGAACGCAAGCCGGCUAGUGCCCCAUCAAAAAUGCUCAGCCCGCGCGCAAGUCUUCAAGAAGGUAAAGCGGCUUUCGCCGAGCAGAAGAAGGGCAAAAGGGUGCGUUCCAAUUCGGACUGGCUGAGCUCGGCCCCAACGCGAUGCCCAACAACAGAGCUACUCGCCUUCGGCGACGACCAAGACGCCGACGUUCACAAGGAGAGCUGGGGCACCACCGCGCUGCCGAGGGAUGGCGAUGAGCCGGCGCUCUUCGAGACAACGCUUCUCCAGGCGGUGCCCUUCGGGAAGGGGCGCCCCCAGAUGUGGUGUGCGAUGCCGGCGCCGAAGGUGGCCCCGCUCAGGCGCCUCCGGUCCGAGGCGUUCUGGGAGCGGAAGGCGGCUGCAAUCCGGCGGCCGGCAUGCUCGCCGUGGGAGGUGGGCGUGAGGCAGUGCCGCCCGUGCCUCGACGAGCGCGACUGCUUCGGGCCAGCGGCGGUCGUGGGGCCGGCAGCAGCAGGCGCCGAGGGCGACGGCGCGGGGGGCAGCCCCAACAGCUGGGCGGGCGCCAUCUCCAGGGAGUUGCGCCGCGGGGCGCGCGGGCCCGUUGCGACGACAGCCCGGCCGCAGCGCUCGGGGCCGCUUUGAAGAUGCGUCUGGCGGGUCGUACCAUUCCAGACCUCCUACGGUCUGAGUAGAUGGGGUCGGAGGAUCGCCCCGCAUCGCCGAUGCAUCGGCG
This is a messenger RNA of Prorocentrum cordatum, 765 nucleotides long. Lineage: Eukaryota; Dinophyceae; Prorocentrales; Prorocentraceae. The record is from the annotation of a GenBank genome assembly.